UUCUUGACCAGCUGUUUGGGCAUCAGUUGAAUUUCUUGGUUUCUCGUGUUCUUUGGGUUUCAGGGGGUUGUCUGUGUGUUUGGGAUUUUUUAUUUUAUUAUUUUUUUGUUGUUGUUGAGAAAAUGGCAGCUUUAAAUGAAAAGAAGACCUGCAGCCAACGGAUGGAAAAUUUCAACCGUUUCGUCUGGAAUCCAGAUACAAGGCAGUUAAUGGGAAGAACCUUGAUUAAUUGGGUGUGGAUCAGUCUGUACUACGUUGCUUUCUACAUAGUGAUGACUGGGCUGUUUUCACUCGCCAUAUAUUCCUUAAUGAGGACAAUCAGUCCAUAUACACCGGACUAUCAAGAUCGAUUAAAAUCACCAGGGGUAACAUUACGUCCGGAUGUCUAUGGUGAAGGAGGAUUAGAAAUUUAUUACAACGUCUCUGACAAAAACUCCUGGGAGAAAUAUGUAACAACUCUUCAUAAAUUUCUUUCGGCAUAUAAUACAACUGCACAACAUGCCAACAUCAACUGCACAAGUGAGAAAUACUUCUUUCAAAAAUCAUUCCUUGGUCCAAACAAAACAAAACUCUCCUGCAAGUUCACAUCAGAUAUGCUUGAAAACUGCUCUGGACUGGCAAAUUCCACUUUUGGAUUUCCAGAAGGAAAACCAUGUUUAAUUAUAAAAAUGAACAGAAUUAUCAAUUUUCUCCCUGGCAAUGGCACUGCACCAAGGGUGAGCUGUACAGCUCAACAUGAGGACUUCAGCCCACUUGAACUACAAUAUUACCCAGUCAACGGCACCUUUAACCUUCACUACUUCCCUUACUAUGGAAAGAAAGCACAGCCCACCUACAGUAAUCCUUUGGUAGCAGUGAAAUUUCUCAACAUUACAAGGAAUACAGAAGUUACCGUUGUGUGCAGAGUCAUUGGAGCCGGAAUUACCUCAGAUAACCCUCAUGAUCCAUAUGAAGGAAAAGUGGAGUUCAAAAUGAGAAUACAAGAUUAGGUAUUACUGGUACAAACGAAGACAUUUCAGAAAAGUGGGUGUGGUAUGAAAAGUGACUUAAAUGUCACCACAUUAUUUUAUAUUUAUUUUUUUCCAUGAUUCCCA
Messenger RNA from Malaclemys terrapin pileata, 1094 nucleotides. It is a transcript of the gene ATP4B, whose product is annotated as ATPase H+/K+ transporting subunit beta. Gene Ontology annotation, biological process: intracellular sodium ion homeostasis; sodium ion export across plasma membrane; potassium ion import across plasma membrane. The transcript has 7 exons. The record is from RefSeq and is a predicted model, not a curated record. NCBI's taxonomy places the organism in Eukaryota, Metazoa, Chordata, Testudines, Emydidae. Gene Ontology annotation, cellular component: sodium:potassium-exchanging ATPase complex. Gene Ontology annotation, molecular function: ATPase activator activity. Bases 123 to 989 code for a protein of 288 amino acids.